ACGUGUAUCAGCCUGUAUCAGCUGAGCUGGCUGAUGUGGAAAAAGCUAAUUUCACUGUACGUUCAGGUUCAACAGGAUUUCAGGACACUGGGAUGGAGAAUGACACAAUCGUCUCUCUUGAAGAUUUAGGGUACCAAGGCCCUCUGUUGGAGGAAGGAGCUCUAGAAACUGCUGUGAGUGGAGGGGCAGCUUCACCUGAGUUUACUAAGCUCUGUGCCUGGAUUGUCUCAGAGCUUAGACUCUACUGCAAGUUGGAGGAGAAUGUCCACGCCACUAACUGUCCAAGUGAGGCAGAGGGCUUCCAGCUGGAAAUGAGUGGCCUUUUGUCAGAGCUUGCCUGUCCGUACGCUGUCCUCACCAGCGGAAACGUCAACCAGAGGCUUCUGAAUAGGACAGACUGUCUGCUUCUCCUCACCUUCCUGGUAUCUGAGUUGGAGGCAUCUAGGAUGAUUCUAGUUAACAGUCCUCAGAAGAAAGGCCAGGAUCCAGGCAGCCCAGUGUUCCAGGAGCUGAAGGGCAUCUGCAUGUCACUGGGCAUGUCCAAACCUCCUGCCAACAUCACCAUGUUCCAGUUCUUCAGUGGAAUAGAGAAGAAGCUGAAAGAAGCCCUAUGUCGAGUUCCACCAAAUCAUGUAGGAGAUCCACUGAUGAAGAAGGCACUUGGACCUAUGCAUCUGGAAAAGAUUGAACCUAUAAACCAAGCGCUAGUAAAUGAGUAUGAGGUGAGAAGGAAGAUGUUGUUGAAACGUCUCGAUGUGACGGUGCAGUCUUUUGGUUGGUCUGACAGAGCAAAGACACAUGCUGAAAAGUUAGCUAAAGUGUACCCGCCUCUGCGUUCAGCCCUCUGUACUGCAAGCCAAAUCUCUGUUGCUCAUCUUCUUGCUGCUCGACAAGAUUUCUCCAAGAUCCUACGUACAAGCAGUGGCAUGACAAGGGAGAAGACUGCUUGUGCUAUUAAUAAGGUUCGAAUGGGUCGAGUGCCAGACAGAGGAGGCCGACCUUGUGAGAUUGAGGCUCCUCCCCCGGAGAUGCCCACCUGGCAGAAGCGUCAGGAUGCUCCCCAGGGUGGAGGAUACCAUGGUGGGGGCGGGCACGGAGGCAGCAGGGGGGGCUAUGAUCACUUCUCCCAAGGUGGCCGUGGAGGCUAUGAGAGAGGACAUGGAGACAGGGGAGGUAGAGGGGGCAGCAGAGGAGGGAAGGUACAGGGAGGCUGGGGAGAGGGUGGUGGAGGAGGAGGUAGAGGCGGUUACAACCAAGGCCACUUUCAGGAUGCAGCAGGUCAUCAUGGGGGAGGAGGGAGAGGGGGGUAUGGAGGAGGUGGGAACAACCAAGGAGGUUUCCAGGACCCUGGGUAUCAUGGGGGAGGAGGAAGCGGAGGCAGUUACCAUGACAGUUACCACCAAGACGGAGGCUGGCAUCAGGAGAGAGGCGGGGGCCGAGGAUGUCGUGGGGGCAGGGGAAGGGGAGUCCGAGGAGGACAAGUACAAGCGGGAGGCUGGGGAGGGGGAGGGAGAGGGGGCCCGAAUUUUAACCAAGGAGGACAGUUUGAACAGUUCUUCCAACAAGGCGGGCAGCACUACAACCAAGCUGGCUUUACUCAAGGAAGACACUACACAAGUUGAAAAAACUGUCAGCAGAGUCUACGUAAAGAUCGGCUACCGGUCAUACAAAAACAGAUUUACAAUGCCUCAAAUCUUACAUUUUCCGCAUGGUUAAAAGUUGACUAAAAUUUAUUUUCUACACCUGGUGUGUUUUCUUUGCUUCUUAUAAACAAGUUUGAAACCAGCAGUUCUGCUGUGUACGGUUAGUGGAUUAAAUGGACUCUGCUGUUCAGACCUCAUCAUGCCACUAAUUAGCCUUAUAUUGGACCUUUUUUGAAAAACAAAAGAUUUCAGCAUCAAUUCACCAACUAUGUAACUGACUCAAGAAGUGAACGUCAUUAUUACAUGUAGAAUUCUUCAGAUGAUGAAAGUUAGUUUGAAUUUGACAAUUACAUCUUUUUAGCCUUGGUUGUGUUUCAUUUGGUUUGACCAGAAUCUCCUUUUGUUACAUAUGUAAAAAAUGUCACCUUACGCUGCUCAUGGAGGGUUGUGUGCAUAUUUUAUGUUGGAAGGUUUGCAUGGUUGUGUAAAUAAGCAAUAAAAUCUGAUAAGAAUCUCAAAA
Limanda limanda (common dab) is the source of this 2163-nucleotide messenger RNA. It is a transcript of the gene tslig3a, whose product is annotated as family with sequence similarity 98 member A. Gene Ontology annotation, cellular component: tRNA-splicing ligase complex. Lineage: Eukaryota; Metazoa; Chordata; Actinopteri; Pleuronectiformes; Pleuronectidae. The transcript has 8 exons. The record is from RefSeq and is a predicted model, not a curated record. The coding region runs from base 93 to 1622 and encodes 509 amino acids.